UGAAAAAAUAGCGCGCUAUACAACAUAGCGUCGUCCCUGAAAAUAUGCUAUUGGCGCGUUAUAGCGUGCUAUUGACGAGACAUUGCACAUUAAUUAAUUUAGCGAAACAAUUCUCUACACUCUAUAGCGUGCUAUUAAAGACGCUAUAGCGCGCUAUUUUUUCAGUGUUAAUUAGUGAUUUUGAUCUAAAAGAGAUUUAGCGCUGUAAAGUCCAAACUUGUUGUAAAGGGCAAUGAAAAAGAAAAACUACUACACAAAUGCCCAGUCUGGCUUUGCUCACUCAAAAAAAGAAAAAAAACACGACAGGAGAAUGAGAUAAAUGUACACGAACCUAAAAAAGCUGUACACGCACAGAUCUCAGCCUCAGCUAGCUAACAAUUAGCAAAACCGUGUAUUUUUUAAUUGAGAUUGCUAAAUCUCAGUCGACUGAGACUUAAGAAGUGUCAAUCGAUGCUAUAUUUGUAAGAUCUUAUGUGGAGACAUGUGUAUAAUUUUAUUUUAUUUUGUUAUAUGUUUUGUCAUUUAACUGAGAGUUGGCUUUAGAUCUAGUCACAUCUGUUUUUUAAUUGUAUAUAAGGAAGAUUUAGCCGCAAAAGAAAAUGUUAGGAAGAUAAUUCCACCAUGUCGUACUUCCAAGCCGCAUAUGAUGGACGCCGUCACACCGUGCCGCAGAAAAAGACCACAUCCGCGUUAAGAGAAGAAAGGAGUAGUACAGUUCAGCCACGACAACUUGGCCUCGACGUACAACACAACCCUCUCAUGUCUCGCAUGAAGCUCAUCUGCUUCCUCCUGCUCGGAGCCGUAGGACUAGGAGCACUUGAUCUCGUAGCCAGCCUGGUGGACGACCAGUUUGUGUACUCCGGCUUCGCCGGCGCCGGCCUCACGUUGGACGGCUCGGCCACGGUCACGCCAAGCGGCCUCCUCGAGCUGACCAACGGCUCGCUCCAGUUGAAAGGCCACGCCUUCCACCCGACUCCGCUCCGCUUCCGUGAGCUACCCAACGGCACGGUGCGCUCCUUCGCCGCUUCGUUCGUGUUCGGCAUUCUCUCCGCCUACCCCGACAUGAGCGCGCACGGUAUCGUCUUCGUCGUUGCUCCCACCACGGAUUUCUCGACCGCGCUGGCGAGCCAGUACCUGGGCCUUGUCAACGUCCAGAACAACGGCCACGAGAGCAACCGCAUCUUCGCCGUCGAGCUGGACACCUUGCAGCAGGACGAGUUCCGUGACAUCAACGACAACCAUGUGGGCGUUGACAUCAACGGCCUCGUCUCGCUGCAAUCCAGCAACGCCGGCUACUACGUCGGCGGCGACAAGGAGCGCUUCGAGAACCUGACGCUCAUAAGCCACGAGGCGAUGCAAGUGUGGAUCGACUACGACGCGGGGACUAAUCGGAUCAACGUGGCCUUGGCUCCGCUCGGCGUGGCCAAACCUGCCAGGCCACUGAUGUCGGCCACCUACAACUUAUCUUCGGUGAUCACGAGCACCGCAUACGUGGGGUUCUCGUCGGCGACGGGCUCAUUCGACUCGCGGCACUACGUGCUUGGCUGCAGUUUCCGCAUGGGCAGCACUACUGCUCCGGCCAUGGACAUCGCCAAGCUGCCAACGUUGCCCCGUGAGAUCCCCAAGGUUCGGUCCAAGGUCCUGCAGAUCGUCCUCCCAAUAACAUCUGCAGCGGUCGUACUCGCUCUGGGCACCGUCGUCGUUCUCCUGUUGCGCAGGCGACGAAGGUACACCGAGCUACGGGAAGAUUGGGAGGUCGAGUUCGGGCCGCACAGGUUUCCGUUCAAGGAUCUACACCACGCCACCCAAGGAUUUAACAGCAAGAACCUACUCGGCGUAGGGGGUUUCGGGCGAGUUUACAGAGGCGUGCUUCCAGAUUGUAAUAUGGAGAUCGCAGUGAAGAGGGUGUCGCAUGACUCCAGACAGGGCGUCAAGGAAUUCAUCGCAGAGGUUGUCAGCCUAGGACGCCUGCAACACUGCAACCUGGUGCGGUUGCUUGGCUAUUGCCGGCGGAAGGGGGAGCUCCUUUUGGUGUACGAGCACAUGCCCAACGGGAGCCUUGACAAGCACCUAUAUGGUCAUCAGGACGACAAGCCGACUCUCAACUGGGCUCAGAGGUUUCAAAUCAUCAAAGGGAUUGCAUCUGGCUUGCUCUACCUCCACGAGGAGUGGGAGAGGGUGGUGGUCCACCGCGACAUCAAGGCAAGCAACGUGCUCCUCGACGACAAGAUGAAUGGCCGGCUGGGUGACUUCGGCCUGGCGAGGCUGUACGACCAUGGCACCGACCCGCAAAGCACGCAUGUGGUUGGCACCAUAGGGUACAUAGCCCCGGAGCUGGGGCGCACGAGCAAGGCAAGCCCCCUCACCGACGUGUUUGCCUUUGGGACCUUCCUUCUCGAGGUCACCUGCGGGCGAAGGCCCAUAUUCCAAGACCCGCGUGGUAACCAGGUUAUGCUGGUGGAUUGGGUGCUCGAGCACUGGCGUAGAGAGUCGCUCGCCGAUGCGGUUGACACCAAGCUCCGAGGUGACUACAACAUUGACGAGGCGUGCCUCGUGCUCCAGCUAGGUCUGUCGUGCUCGCAUCCGUUCGUCAACGCAAGACCCAACAUGAGGCAAGUAAUGCAAUACCUCAGCAAUGAGGUGCCACUGCCGCAGCUCAUGUCCACCAAAAUGAGUUUUCAUACGCUUGCGAUGAUGCAGAACGAGGGUUUCGACUCGUACAUCCAGUCAUCGUAUUCGUUUUCCAAAGCAAGCGUUUCCACGACUUGUGUCCUCUCAUGAGUGAUAGCACAUAUCCUCUGCCUUCCAACAGACAGUUUGGACAAAUUAAGUUUGCAUUACCGGUUGCAUUCACGGCCCUCUCUUAAUUUAGAUAGCCAAGGGAGCAUGCAUCGUCUUGUAUACGUCGUUUGACAUCCACAAAUGCAAGCGAUGAAAAUAAAAGAUUGUAAUGACCUUUUUGGGA
Aegilops tauschii subsp. strangulata is the source of this 2965-nucleotide messenger RNA. RefSeq names its product L-type lectin-domain containing receptor kinase SIT2-like. The record is from RefSeq and is a predicted model, not a curated record. Gene Ontology annotation, biological process: protein phosphorylation. NCBI's taxonomy places the organism in Eukaryota, Viridiplantae, Streptophyta, Magnoliopsida, Poales, Poaceae. Gene Ontology annotation, molecular function: carbohydrate binding; ATP binding; protein kinase activity.